GGGGACAGUACCGUAGCUCAACGGAUAUUGCAAUCGUAAAAUGACACGUUCGACUCAACCGCCAGAUUAAAACUAUAUUCUGAAAGUGAAACUGUGUUAAAAAUAAAACACCCAAUGUUAAUGGUUGCAAAAACUAACUGACAACUCCGAGAGCUCGAGGAAGUAGGGUUACACAGGUUGUUUACUGGUGUGUGCACCGAAUGCCUGAUACAUGUUACAUUUCUCGUGCAGGAUGGCGUACUUGUUGUCCACCAUGUUGGGAAUUCAUCUUGUAUGGACUUCAGUAUUCUUCAUAAGCAGCCUGCCAAUCGCAGAAACCGUGAGGCAGGGGUCAUCGGGUGAGCAAAGGUGUACAAACAAAUGUAAAAACCAGGAGAAAUUCUUAAAUUGUGUAAACUACGAUAUUUCGCAGAUUCCAUCAGCAACAGGCUGUCAAAAAGUGUUCUCCUUGAACUUGGUUGGCAACAGGAUCGAAUCUCUGGAGAAGGGUGCUUUUGCCAGUUUCAGUGGCUUGAAUCGUAAGCUUUCCCUCAAGAGGAACGGGCUCAGUCUGCUAGAUUCUUACGCCUUCGCAAACAUUAGUAAGCUAGAAACUUUAGAACUUGAUGAAAACAACAUUGCAAAUCUAUCCAACAACACAUUCGAAGGACUUUCUGGCUUGAAGCAUUUGAGUCUGAGCAGCAACCGAAUGGUGGUGAUUCAGCGGGGUUUUUUUGAAAGCCUCAUAAGUGUCGAAAUUUUACUACUCGGUAAUAAUACGAUUGAAAGUAUCCAAUCCAGUGCAUUCGAAGCCUUGAGGAAUCUCGAGAAACUUGAUUUAAGCAGGAAUCGUAUCGAGCGACUAUUAGAUGACACUUUCAGUGGUUUGAUCAAACUCAGAAAACUUAACAUGAGCCACAACUUUAUUUGGGACUUGGAGAUAAACGCUUUUAAAGAUCUGACCGGCCUAACUGAGUUGAAUUUAUCCUAUAAUAAAAUCGUGUCCUUGUCUGCCAUUCACGACCUUCGCUUGUCAGUCUUGGAUCUUUCUUCCAAUCGAAUCACAGGGAUAAAUGACUACUUGAAUGGGCAGCUUCAGUCACAAUUCGAAUUCGUGAUCAAUGUGUCCAAUAAUCCACUACACUGUGACUGCUCCAUCCAACCACUAUACUUGUGGUACAAGGAUCGGGCAAUUGUCGGUGGUGAGAUUGCCCGAUGCAGCACGCCGGCUUAUCUCAAUGCCACACCUCUGUCGGAGGCCAGCAGUCAGGAUAUAUGUCCUGGAUAUAUGCCUUCAACGUCCCAACCACCAACCACUACAUUUGUAGAGAUUUUACUAAACGAUGGCAUAGUUCGUCCGGAUGAGGAACCCAAGUUUAGUUACUCCACGCUACUCAUGGGCAUCUCACUGGGACUGUUGUGCUUGGUUCUGGUGCUAGUGAUGUCGAGUGCAGUGUACCGGACAUAUAAACGCAUUUCUCGAAGUACUCCCGGUCAAAUGGAACCCGUAGAACAAAUGAAUGUGAGAACUCCCUCGCCAUCCACAAGGCUACCACAAGAACAGGCAGUGCAACUGGCAGGAUCGGGGAGGAUAAUGUCCUCGAGACCACCUGCAAGGCUGCCCGAAGAACCAGCAAGAGCACAACCCUCGCGGCCUCCGAUCGCUUCAGGUCCCAGAGAGACCCCAUCAAGGCAUCGACAAUUCAGGCACCGACUAUCAUCCCUCUAUACAAGAGGUUACUUCACAAGAGUGAUCAAAAGCAAUAGUCCUGACAUUUGCAUAACAGCCCCAAGUUCACCCUCAGCUGAAGGUCAUUUCAGAUUUCAGGUUCCGAGAGUUCCUUCCCAUCUAACCCACACCGCCCGUCAAAACCACUUCAAUGACAGAAGCGGAUCCGCUGAUCACCUCAGUGGAUGCCAAAUGCGAUCGGCUGAUGGCAUGUUUCCAUCAAAUGUUUCGAUGUCCUGCACGUGUGCAUACCUCAGCAUCGACGGAGCUGACACCGUGACACAACCCUAUCAACAACCACAGGGAUUGCCGAGGAAGCCACGCGAUCAGUUGACCUUGCCGGCGGCGUCCUGGUGGCAAGGAUCGUGCCAGUACAACCCUUCUGUGAUACCUAAUUUAGCUCCGGACACACCCGAGUAUGGAUUGAAAAUGGGCAGGGACGGGAAGGUUCAAAUCCUUCCUUUGGAGGAGAUUCUCCGGGAAAGGAGACCCCAGACGCCUGUGGAUUGGGAUGAGACUCCCAUAGGUUGUUCACGCCCCCCGUCACCCUUCUAUUGUGCAGUAUAGUUAAUCCUAUACCAUUUGGUUGAUAUCUCAUGCUUCUGAUAUUCUUCAUUGUUUAUAUCGUUCCGGGUAUUCCUUGUUUACUUUUCAAUUGGUAUUGUUAAGCUUAUUAGUUUUGUAUUGUAUUGUGUAGUUACUGGAAUUAUUAUUAAUAUACAUUUAU
Molecule: messenger RNA, 2435 nt
Organism: Acanthaster planci (crown-of-thorns starfish)
Lineage: Eukaryota; Metazoa; Echinodermata; Asteroidea; Valvatida; Acanthasteridae
Cellular component (GO): plasma membrane
Molecular function (GO): protein binding
Source: RefSeq, a predicted model, not a curated record